Molecule: messenger RNA, 1707 nt
Organism: Sceloporus undulatus (fence lizard)
Lineage: Eukaryota; Metazoa; Chordata; Lepidosauria; Squamata; Phrynosomatidae
Product: gamma-aminobutyric acid receptor subunit rho-1
Exons: 10
Coding region: 433-1611 (392 amino acids)
Biological process (GO): monoatomic ion transmembrane transport; chemical synaptic transmission; nervous system process
Cellular component (GO): synapse; neuron projection; GABA-A receptor complex
Molecular function (GO): GABA-A receptor activity; extracellular ligand-gated monoatomic ion channel activity; neurotransmitter receptor activity
Source: RefSeq, a predicted model, not a curated record
GUCACGCAGUGGGUUUCAUGGCAUCUGGUAGGCAGGAAAGAACUUCAUGGAAGCAGCCAUCAGGGGGAGCAGCCUACUAAGUCCUCAGUCCAUGUUAACAGCCAAGCACAGGAAUAACUGGCAAAGCACUCACACAAGAAAAUUAUGAAAGGAGUAAAACAAUAAAGAAGUAGCAGAGGCAAGGCUGAGAAUGCCCUCUCUAUCCACACCUUUACUGAAGAAAGAAGAACCCUCAGUUUUGGGAAGUAAGGAUGUUUUCCCCUCCAGUGCUAAAAAUGGAUAUCUCGCAGUCGGCCUCAAAGACAGAGAAGAGAAACACAUGAAGAAUCACACAAGCAAGGCAGUCCAAUACUAAAACGAAGUCCUGAUAUCACCAAAUCACCGCUAACAAAAUCAGAGCAGCUUCUGAGAAUAGAUGACCAUGACUUCAGCAUGCGACCUGGUUUUGGAGGCCCUGCAAUUCCUGUUGGAGUAGAUGUACAAGUUGAAAGCUUGGAUAGUAUUUCAGAGGUUGACAUGGACUUCACUAUGACACUCUAUCUGAGACAUUAUUGGAAAGACGAAAGAUUAUCCUUUCCAAGUACCAACAACCAAAGCAUGACCUUUGAUGGCAGGCUUGUGAAAAAGAUCUGGGUGCCUGACAUGUUCUUUGUACAUUCCAAACGCUCUUUUAUCCAUGACACCACAACAGAUAACGUCAUGUUGCGGGUCCAGCCAGAUGGAAAAGUACUUUAUAGCUUAAGGGUAACUGUAACAGCCAUGUGCAACAUGGAUUUCAGUCGCUUUCCCCUCGAUACGCAGACAUGUUCAUUGGAAAUUGAAAGCUAUGCCUAUACUGAAGAUGAUCUUAUGCUUUACUGGAAGAAUGGGAAUGACUCCCUGAAAACAGAUGAGAGGAUAUCACUCUCCCAGUUCCUUAUACAAGAAUUUCACACUACCACCAAGCUUGCCUUCUAUAGCAGCACAGGCUGGUACAACCGCCUCUACAUCAAUUUCACUUUACGUCGACACAUCUUUUUCUUCCUGCUUCAGACCUACUUCCCUGCCACUUUGAUGGUCAUGCUGUCUUGGGUGUCCUUUUGGAUAGACCGCAGAGCAGUGCCUGCAAGAGUUCCCUUAGGGAUCACGACAGUGCUGACCAUGUCUACUAUCAUCACAGGCGUCAAUGCCUCCAUGCCUCGGGUGUCCUACAUCAAAGCUGUGGACAUUUACCUCUGGGUCAGUUUUGUGUUCGUCUUUCUCUCAGUAUUAGAAUAUGCUGCAGUGAACUAUUUGACUACAGUGCAAGAACGGAAGGAACGGAAGCUACGAGACAAGCUUCCUUGUACUUGUGCACCACCACCUCAGCAAAGACAAAUGAUGGGGAUGGAUACUAGCUACAGUGAUGGGGAGGUGAAUGAACUGGGACAGUAUGUUUCUGAAAAUGGGGAUAAACAAGACAGAAUGAUGGUCCAGCUGGCACUUGGUUCAGAAAGGAAUUCAACCAGGAGGAAAAACCAGAGAUACAGCAGCAUGAGGAUUGAUACCCAUGCCAUUGAUAAGUAUUCCAGAAUAAUAUUCCCAGGGGCAUACAUUUUAUUUAAUCUGAUAUAUUGGUCUAUUUUUUCAUAGUUCUACUUUUUUCUUUAGCCGGUUGCAUGUGGUAUAUGCAUUAACUGUUUAAAACUGGCAUCAAGCAAACAAAUUCUACAUUCAAGACAGUUUUAG